Molecule: messenger RNA, 3310 nt
Organism: Macrobrachium nipponense
Lineage: Eukaryota; Metazoa; Arthropoda; Malacostraca; Decapoda; Palaemonidae
Gene: Tps1
Biological process (GO): trehalose biosynthetic process
Cellular component (GO): alpha,alpha-trehalose-phosphate synthase complex (UDP-forming); cytosol
Molecular function (GO): trehalose-phosphatase activity
Source: RefSeq, a predicted model, not a curated record
CCAGGUAGUUAGUUUGCAUUCAAGAAAGUUUAGCGAAAGACCUGUUGGCAACGAGAAGAAAUCAAGAGGCGCUCCGGUCUUAUUCUCGAAGGAUAGCAGAUACCCUAACGCAAAAAUGGUUCUGUCAACAUCGCCUAUGAUUGUGGUCGCCAACCGGUUACCGUUUAUCCUUGCUAAAGACAACAAUGGUGUACUCAUCAGAAAGCAAUGUGCUGGCGGAUUGGUGACAGCUGUUGCCCCUGUGGUUGUUGAGACAGAUGGCCUAUGGGUUGGAUGGUCAGGACUUCAUAAAGAGGACAGCACAGGAGAAAUCCCAGAGGCUGACCCCAAUGACCAGUCACCCACUGCAGGACUCAAGAGCAGACAAGUACUUCCAGUGUGUCUCCCUAGGAAGCAGUUUGACGAUUAUUACAAUGGAUGUUGCAACGCAACAUUCUGGCCUCUCUUCCAUUCCAUGCCUGAUCGCGCCGUGUUCCAAGCUGAUAAGUGGGAGGCAUACAGGCAAGCCAAUGAAGAGUUUGCACUCCUAACUGUCGAGGCAGUAAAGAAACUAAAAAACAGCAACCCUGAGUGUGUUCCACUGGUGUGGUUACAUGACUACCACCUGAUGAUGGCUGCCAAUACCAUCAGAGAACGUUGUGAUGAUCUCGGAUUAGCCAUCAAGAUGGCUUUCUUCCUUCACAUUCCAUUCCCAUCUUGGGACAUCAUGCGCCUCUUCCCCUGGGAUGAUGAGUUGCUUCAGGGCAUCCUUGGCUGUGACUCUGUGGGUUUCCAUGUGGAGGAUUAUUGCUUAAAUUUCAUUGACUGCUGCCAGCGACGCCUCGGAUGUCGAGUGGACCGUCAACAGAUGCUCGUUGAGCAUAACAAUCGAAGUGUGUCAGUACAUCCUCUCCCAAUCAGCAUACCCUAUGACAGGUUUGUAAGUCUUGCAGAAAAGGCACCACAGGUAAUGAAGAAUCAUGCUCAAGAGCAACUUCUCCUGGGAGUUGACAGACUAGAUUACACAAAGGGCCUAGUCCACAUAAAAGCCUUUGAGACUCUGCUUCAGAAACAUCCAGAGCACAUUGAGCAUGUGACUUUCUUGCAAGUUGCUGUCCCAUCUCGAACUGAUGUCAAAGAGUACCAGGAACUAAAAGAAGAACUGGACCAACUUAUAGGUCGCAUCAAUGGACAGUUCUCCACUCCAAACUGGUCUCCUAUUCGUUACAUUUAUGGGUGUGUAUCUCAAGAUCAACUGGCAGCUUUUUAUCGGGACUCAUCUGUGGCUGUUGUUACCCCACUCAGAGAUGGAAUGAAUUUGGUUGCCAAAGAAUUUGUUGCUUGUCAGACUGGAGAUCCAGGAGUGCUAAUUCUAUCUCCAUUUGCUGGUGCUGGAACCACAAUGCACGAAGCACUUCUUGUUAACCCGUAUGAAACUGCCGAAUUCGCUGAAGUGAUCCAUCGCGCGUUAACGAUGCCCAAAGACGAGCGAGAGUUACGAAUGAAACAACUGAGACGUAGAGAACGGGAGAGGGAUGUUAAUUUCUGGCUGCGUUCUUUCCUCAAAACUGUUGAUUGCCUGUUGGAUGAUUCUGCAACCCAAGGACGGCUGCAGCCAUUGACAGAGGAAGAUUUCAGUCAGUUCUUAGCAUCAUAUGUCACUGAAUCAUCUCGUCUGGCUCUCCUUCUCGAUUACGAUGGCACAUUGGCACCUAUUGCACCACACCCUGACCUCGCAAGAAUGCCUGAUGAAACUCGUCAUGUACUGGAACGACUAGCUCACAUGCCUGAUGUAAAUGUUGCCAUUAUUUCUGGACGUUCACUGGAAAAUGUGAAAUCAAUGGUCGGUAUUGAAGGAAUCACUUAUGCUGGUAGUCACGGCUUUGAAAUCCUUCAUCCAGACGGCACACUAUUCUUGCAUCCUAUACCGCACGAUUAUGAAGUCCAGCUGGAAGCUUUAAAGCAACGUCUUCAAGAGGUGAGCACUGAUGGGGCAUGGGUAGAGGUCAAGCAAACUGGAAUUACCUUCCACUACCGGGAGGUUACCCUAUCGAAAAUGUCAGCCAUUACAUCACGUGCUCAAGAAAUUUUCAACGACGUCGGCAUAAAGAUUCAUCAGUCACACAAAGCUUAUGAAGCUCGCCCACCAGUCACAUGGGACAAGGGUCGCGCUGCUAUUUACAUUCUCCGCAGCCUCUUUGGUCUGGAUUGGUGUGAUCGGGUGUCCACUAUAUAUGCAGGAGAUGACAAGACCGACGAAGAUGCCAUGCGAGCUUUGCAAGGAAUGGCCGUGACUUUCCGUGUGACCACUUCUCAGAUUCUGCGCACCGCUGCCACUCAUCGCCUUCCUUCUACUGAUGCUGUGUUGACGAUGCUUAAAUGGGUCGAAAGGCGACUGGGCUCCAGACUGCCAAAUAAUUCAAACGGCAUCAGACAAAGAACGUUCAGCACCUCAAGUCAUGGCAACCAUUCACCCACAAUUCACCCUUCAACUCCACAGAAUCGUUCUCGAACAAACUCGAUGUCAAAGCCAUUGUGUGAACCAGCCAAACAGAUGAUGGUCAUAACUGAUAAAGUUUACCACGAUCUUAUCUCCAGGAAGUCGUCCCCCCCAAGAUGUUCCAGUACCUCCCCUCCACAUUCUCCAACCAGAUCUACCGUUUGAACUCUUUUACAAUUGUGCUAGUUAUUGGUUUCACAUUUCACGUGCCUCAGUGGUUGAUUCUGUCUGAGGCAUUGAGAGUUCUUAGGUGGGUGUGAGGUGCCUUUGUUUCGUGACGCCCUGAGGUGCGGAGCAGCCUCUUUCGCUCGGAGGACAUGAGGCCAUCCUUUCCUUUCAUCUAGGGACAUUUUCAUGUACAAAUUCGGAAGUUUUAUAUCGCAUAUUAUUUAUGAGGCCUUAAUAAAGCCUAGCGUGUAAACAAUGCUUUCUGACCCAAAGAGUGAUGCUUGCUCAGAAUAUUCAGUGAAGUGGAAAUGUAUUUAUAUUUUUAAAAUGAAUUUGGUAUUAGAUGUAAUUAUCAAAGUCAGUUUUAAUGAGGACAUUUUAUAGUGUAUACUCUUAGAUGUGUUAGUUGUAGUAUAAUCACAUUUCUAAAAUAUGAUUUUGCCUAGUUAUGACAAAGUACAAUCUGCUGAGUGAGUCUCUAUACUGUGUUGUAAGAAUGACGGAUACAUGUAACUACAAUUCUAACAUAUUUGCCAGGUCAAUUGUUACUGUCUCAAAAUUAAUUUUAUAAUUUUGUGAAAACAGUUUUGACUUGCGGCUUUCAAGUAAAAUUGGUUUCUGUGAAUGACUGUGAUAAGUUUUUAUUAAAGAGCUUCAAUUUUA